This is a messenger RNA of Peromyscus maniculatus bairdii (prairie deer mouse), 1816 nucleotides long. It is a transcript of the gene Sucnr1, whose product is annotated as succinate receptor 1. Lineage: Eukaryota; Metazoa; Chordata; Mammalia; Rodentia; Cricetidae. The record is from RefSeq and is a predicted model, not a curated record. Gene Ontology annotation, cellular component: plasma membrane. Gene Ontology annotation, molecular function: G protein-coupled receptor activity. Gene Ontology annotation, biological process: G protein-coupled receptor signaling pathway.
AUGUCCGGCGACACAGCACUGGGUCAGAAGCUGUCUCCAGUUCCUGGCAGAGUUUCUGUCAAGAGAGAGGCCGUCAGCAGAAUGAAUUCAUCCUGUCAAAACUGGCUGGCUGCAGAGAAUAUCCUGAAAAAGUACUAUCUAUCCACAUUUUAUGGGAUGGAGUUCGUUUUCGGGAUGUUUGGGAACAUCACCGUGGUGUUCGGGUACCUCUUCUGUCUGAAGAACUGGAACAGCAGCAACAUCUAUCUCUUUAACCUUUCCAUCUCUGACUUUGCUUUCCUGUGCACCCUUCCGGUGCUGAUAAGGAGUUAUGCCAAAGAGAACUGGAUCUAUGGAGAUGUUCUCUGCAUAGGCAACCGAUACUUGCUACAUGCCAACCUCUACACCAGCAUCCUCUUCCUCACUUUCAUCAGCAUCGAUCGAUACCUGCUCAUGAAGUAUCCUUUCCGAGAGCACGUUCUGCAAAAGAAGGAGUUUGCCGUUCUAAUUUCUUUAGCUGUCUGGGUCUUGGUGACUUUAGAAGUCCUACCCAUACUCCCUUUCAUAAAUUCUGACCCAACAGACAAAGACGCCAUCUGCAAAGACUACGCAAGUUCUGGAAACCCUAAAUACAACCUCAUUUACAGCCUGUGCCUGACUUUGCUGGGCUUCCUCCUUCCCCUCUCUGUGAUGUGCUUCUUCUAUUACAAGAUGGUAGUCUUCCUAAGAAUGAGGAGUAGGCAGCAGGUGACUGCCCUGCCGCUGGACAAGCCUCUGCGCCUGGUGGUCCUGGCAGUGGUGGUCUUCUCUGUACUCUUCACACCCUACCAUAUCAUGCGCAAUGUGAGGAUCGCCUCACGCCUGGAUAGCUGGCCACAGGGAUGUUCGCAGGAAGUCAUCAAAACCUUGUACAUCGUGACCCGGCCUCUGGCCUUUCUGAACAGUGCCAUCAACCCCAUCUUCUACUUUCUCAUGGGAGACCACUUCAGAGAGAUGCUGAUUAGUAAGCUGAGACAGUACUUCAAGUCCCUUACAUCCUUCAGGACAUGAGCUGCUGGAUGCUAGUCUUCACUCAGCCAAAUUGCUCUGCAGCUGAGUUAAAACCAAGUAGACCACUAUCUCCAGGCUUUAGCUCCUCUGUCACCCACAAUGCUGGAGUACAAUAGGUAUACAUAUAUCAGAAGAGCAGCUAUCUGUCCUUGUUUCAGCUUGUACCCAGAGUAUGGGAAAAUAUGCAUUAGAAAGUAUUGAUAUCUUCAUCUAAGAACUGAAAAAAGUGAACUAAUGUUGUCAAUGUUUAGGAGACUUAAGAUCCAAAACUUUGUUAACUUUAAGAACUCUUCUAUCAGUGUAAAAGAAAUAAAAGAUAUCUAGAUUAUCAUGCUAUAUGCAUUUCAUCAUUGGCCAGGCUGAUUAUCAUGGUUAGGAAAUAUUCUAUGCUAUUUUUGUUCUUGCAAUAUUAAAACAUUAUGUGAAAAAUAAGUGGAACUCAAUAUAUACCAUGAACUGUUAUUUUUGGAAGUUGUAUUCUUGAAAAAUGUAAAUAACAGCAAUGCUUAAUAAAGCAAUGCAAUUUGUUUCUCUGUACUAAUAAUGGACUGUAAUUAACCUGUAAUGUAACCAUUCUUUUCUUUUAGAUGGACUAUAGAAAAUAGGAAUCUUAGUUUGUGUUGACAGAAUGUAAAAUGUUCAACAAAGGAAAUUGGUAAGUUCUAAUUUGUCUCUCAGGAAAUUUGGCCAUGAUGAAAUUCCAUAGUAAUUUUACUCAACUAUGGAAGACACAUGCCAAGGAUGGAUUUAGAAAUUCCAACAUUUCAGAACUCUAAAUAUGUUUGAA